AUGCCCGAGAAGCCCACCCGCGCCCAGGCCACCGUGGCCGCAAAGCUCACAUGGCUAUCCAAGUACAAGGGCCAGUUCCUCAGCCCAUCCAUCUGUUCGCGAAACAACAUCGACUUGCAUCAUCUAGACCUAGAGGACAUUACCCAAUCGACAGGUCCGCUUUGCUUCGAGCCACUAACCAAGACCCUCCUGACGCGAUAUCCGAUCGACCAAGAUUUCCUGGCCCGCGUGAAGAAAACCAAGCCCGAAUUUCUGGACAUAGGGGAGUAUGAGGCCAUGAUGGAGGCAGGGAAGAAUGAUCCCCUGGCCGGAACCCCUCGCCAUGUCCUGUGGGGUCUUCCACGGGUGCUAUCCCGCCAGAUGCACGACGUUGCGCGAAAGCACAUCCCACAAGGACAAGGGACGUCCAUCUCAGACGUCACUUGCUGGAGUCGAGCUACCUACCCGGAGAACCCCGUCGCGGGAGCCUACACCAUCGAUAGAUUCGGAUUCACCGAUUGGCGGCAUAACGUGCACACCAUCAAUGUCGUCGAGAACGACCUCUAUCCGCAUGUCUACGAACUGGCGUAUAUGCUCAAGGCCAUGGAAUUCCGCCUUGCGGAGGGCUUGUUUGACAAAGAUCAACCCCAGCCAGUAUUGAUGGUUUCCUUUAUGGUGCCGCGGCAUGGUCGUAUCCUCCACGCUCACAUCAAUCGUGGCAUCAAGCUGGUCAUUUCCCGUAGCAAAAUGUACAGCUUUGAGAACUCCCAAGGAGCGCCUUUUGAGUUGUUUUACCGGUGGUUUCUGGGAAUCCCAAUGGGGGUUCAGCCGAGAGAGCUGCCUGGUACCAGCAACAGUGAGAAGAGUGGAAGCGAUCUGAAGCGCAAACUUGGAGUUGAUGAAAAUUCUCCGCCCGAGCCGAAGAAAGAAUCAAAGAAGGGAAAGAAAAAGAAGCAGUAA
Aspergillus ibericus CBS 121593 is the source of this 939-nucleotide messenger RNA. RefSeq lists its product as uncharacterized. Lineage: Eukaryota; Fungi; Ascomycota; Eurotiomycetes; Eurotiales; Aspergillaceae. The transcript has 4 exons. The record is from RefSeq and is a predicted model, not a curated record. The coding region runs from base 1 to 939 and encodes 312 amino acids.